Molecule: messenger RNA, 566 nt
Organism: Photinus pyralis (common eastern firefly)
Lineage: Eukaryota; Metazoa; Arthropoda; Insecta; Coleoptera; Lampyridae
Source: RefSeq, a predicted model, not a curated record
CUAAUCAAAGAAGAAAUAGCUCAAGAAAUACACACCCAACCAGCACCACAACAUGUAACACAAACUGAUACAAGGAUAGACCCCCAAGAAGACACUAUCACAGUAACACCACAAGAAAAUACCCUCACACAUGAAACACAGAUUAACACACCAACACAAAAAACACACAAUCCUACCACAUCACAGGCACAAUACGCAGACCUUCUAACAACUGAAAUGGAAACAAACAUAGCAUUAUGGACAGGAACGGAUCCCACGAAACGAGAAACAUUGCCAAAACUAAUAUUCAAAAAAGAAACCAAACAGCUGAUAAACUUAAUGAACCAUAACAUCAUAUCACAAUACGUAACAGAAGACAGUAACCUUGAAGAACUACAUUUAGUAACCUACGCAGCUGCAAAAACGGUACUAGCGUGCAAUGGACAAUUUACGAAACAAACAGUGAAUCUUAAACUAACAAGUACCAAGCAAAAGAAACCAAAAUGGCAACAGAGAAUAGAGACAAAAAUAAACAAAUUAAGAAGAGACAUCGGAAGAAUAACUUAGUAUGAAAAAGGAAACAGAUC